Penicillium canariense is the source of this 381-nucleotide messenger RNA. RefSeq names its product cytochrome c oxidase assembly protein COX16. Gene Ontology annotation, cellular component: mitochondrial inner membrane. Bases 1 to 381 code for a protein of 126 amino acids. The record is from RefSeq and is a predicted model, not a curated record. Gene Ontology annotation, biological process: mitochondrial respiratory chain complex IV assembly. Lineage: Eukaryota; Fungi; Ascomycota; Eurotiomycetes; Eurotiales; Aspergillaceae. The transcript has a single exon.
AUGCCCACUUUCCAGUCUAAGACCUUUCGUCGAGCGACCACCGCGUCGUCCUCGUUCGGGGACCGCCUCGGUGCAUUUUACCGGGCCCGACUUGCUCGACACCCAUUUCUUCUAUUUGGUCUUCCCUUCAUCGCCGUGAUUGUGGCGGGAUCAUUCGCUCUUACACCCGCAGCGGCCCUUAGGUACGAGCGAUACGAUCGCAAGGUUCAGCAGCUCAGCAAAGAUGAGGCGUUCGAACUGGGACUGAAAGGACCAGAAGGAGAAGAGGGAAUCAAGCGGAACCCACGCCGCAGAGUCAUUGGCGACGAACGAGAGGAAUACUACGUAUGGAUCGAUUUCCCUGGGAUGAUUCCAUUGCGAUCUAUUCAGGCGGAAUACUGA